CCUAGAACGUCUCCAAAAAAUAAAAAUAAAAGGUAACGUCGAGCUAAGCCUUUUCAUGCUUCUGCCUCAUUCUAUUAGUCUCUCAUAUGUACGUGAGUCAUAACCACUGUAUAGAAAUUACUGGCCCGAAUUCAGAGUUAAACCCAAUGGUUUUGUUGAAGUCGAACUCUAAUAAUAAGUUGCAGUGCUUCGGAUCUCUGCUGGAUUGAAAGACUUUGUUUUAAAGACACUCACACAAUGUGCCAGCAACACUUAGGGGAAGUUGAACCAACCUCCAUACUUGGAGUGCCAGCAGCGCAGAAUCAAAAUGAAUCGGAUUCUGCUUUGGAGCCCUUCCCUUGGGAUGCUGGGGUAUUCGACGCCCACUGCCACCCAACUGACACAAUGGCAUCAAUAGCAAGUAUUCCGAGCAUGAAGGCACGUGCUCUCACCGUCAUGUCCACACGGGCUCAGGAUCAAGAUCUCGUGUCAGACGUAGCCCAACAGCAAGGCUUAAGUAAUCGGGAUAUUGAUAUCUCAUCAAGUUCAUCUACCAAUGGCCGAGUAAUUCCCUGUUUUGGUUGGCAUCCAUGGUUUUCCUACCAAAUCUACGACGAUCAAAGCCCGACACUUUCUGGAACGGCACCUGACAAAAUAUCACAUUAUGAUGCCGUACUCACCCCGUCACCUUCGUCAAAAGAUAAAUCAUUCAGCGAGGGCCUACCAGAUCCGCGACCCCUUUCCGAAUUUCUUAGUGAAACUAGGUCUCGGCUGGAAAAGCACCCCUUAUCUCUUAUCGGUGAGGUUGGCUUAGACAAAGCAUUUCGGCUUCCUCAAAGCUGGACCUCGGGUUAUGAAGCUCAACGCGAUAAUGAGCUUACCCCCGGUGGUCGGGAGGGGAGACUAUUAAGCCCCCAUCGAGUACAAGUAGGCCACCAGGCUGCAAUCCUCGAGGCUCAGCUGCGUCUCGCGGGCGAAAUGGGUCGUGCUGUCAGUGUCCAUGGGGUACAAGCCCAUGGUGUUUUAUUUGACACAAUAGCCAAGUUAUGGAAAGGUCACGAGAAAGCAGUUCAGUCGAGAAGACAACAGAAACGAGUUGCAGAAGGGGCAGAGGAUUUCUCAAGUUCUUCCGAGGACGAAGAACCUAGCACUGGAAGGAAAGCAAAGAAGACCGGCGCAAAGCCGGAGCCGAAGCCAUACCCACCACGGAUCUGCUUACACUCUUUCAGUGGUCCUGCUGAGGUUAUCAAACAGUAUAUUCACCCUUCGGUACCAGCCAAGGUAUAUUUUUCCUUCUCAACCGUAAUAAAUUGGAGCACAGGAGGUGGAGACAAGGCCGAGGAGGCAAUCCGUGCUUUACCAGUUGAUCGAAUACUAGUUGAGAGCGACCUGCACACGGCCGGGGAGCAGAUGGACCAGUACCUAGAGGAAGUAUGUAGAAGAAUAUGUGCGAUCAAGGGAUGGGGCUUGCGGGAAGGGGUCGAACAGCUUGGUAGGAAUUGGCAGGAAUUUAUAUUCGGAUAAGCUCUAGAUACUUAGGUACCUGCUUAUUGAAUUUUCAAGUGCUAGAUCUUGACUCAAAGGUCAAGCCCAAUGGGAUAUAGUUAUCGCAGUCACUCGAAUAAGGGUCGGUAAAUAUUUUGGGUAAUAGUGUGCGAGUUGGUGAAGGUGUGGAUGGAUGGAUGGAUGGUAGGAUGGGCUUGAAUGGUUGGUGGUUUAAAAGAUUAAAAUUGGGAAAAACAAGGAUAAAAGUGGAACAUAACCACAUGUACCUCUGUAUCAACAUUGAAGGUUGACUUCGAACAGGGGUUCAACGUUUUUAGAGUAUUGCACAUGUAGGUAUGCAAGAUUCAUGAAGUCGAACGGAAAUUGCUUUUGACGUUAUACGCAUAUCUUUACAU
Hypoxylon fragiforme is the source of this 1880-nucleotide messenger RNA. RefSeq names its product hydrolase. The transcript has a single exon. The record is from RefSeq and is a predicted model, not a curated record. NCBI's taxonomy places the organism in Eukaryota, Fungi, Ascomycota, Sordariomycetes, Xylariales, Hypoxylaceae. Bases 238 to 1503 code for a protein of 421 amino acids. Gene Ontology annotation, molecular function: hydrolase activity, acting on ester bonds.